Molecule: messenger RNA, 969 nt
Organism: Meloidogyne enterolobii
Lineage: Eukaryota; Metazoa; Nematoda; Chromadorea; Rhabditida; Meloidogynidae
Source: the annotation of a GenBank genome assembly
UAGACUGUUUGUAUAGGCAAUAUUUUUCUGUUGAAUUAAACGUCAGCAUAAUUUUUCUUAAAAAAUCUGUUCGCUAUAUUUCAUUUACUAAUUUACGUAAUUAUUUUCCGGCCAUUUUUGAUGUUCGGUCGCAUCAAUAUUACAAUAAUAAUGGAGGGGAAAGACUAAUUAAUUCGACAGGUGGAAGAACAUUCCUGUCGGUGGGAUUUUUAACCUUCCUAUGCCGUUCUACUAGAAAAAGUCAAGAGAAGAUGGCUGGUUAGAGGCCAAAAAACAAAAAUUGGAACGGCGUCACGAAGGACGGGAGAGAAAAAUUAAACUAACAAUAAAAAGCAGUUACUUUAAAACAUGGGUCAGUGCUGACGGGCGAAAAACUGUUUAUGCCUGCUGGGUAAUUUUGAGACCUAUAAAGCAUUUAAAAAACGCACAAAUUCACACACUUACUGAAACAGUUUUCUUUUUUGUGAUUAGAAUUUAAAAAAUAAUUUUCCAUAUAAUUUUUUUGGCAAAUCGAAAAGUUUUUUAGUUGCAGAUUUAAGUUUCACCUUUCCUAAAAAAUUAAAAUGCAAGCUCAUUUCUCACAAGCAACAAUUAUUUUUGUCGCAAUGUUCGCGUUAGCGAUAUUCGUUUUCUUACCAAGCUCCACAGUUGCUUGUGGAGGAGGAUGUUGCGGUUGUUGUGCAACAUGCGGAAUCGGUGGCUUUGGUGGAGGUUUUGGUGGUCCAGGUUUUGGUGGUCCAGGCUUUGGUGGUCCAGGUUUCGGCGGUGGUUACGGUGGCGGUUUCGCUGUUGGAGGUUUUGGCGGUGGUUAUGGAGGAUGUGGAGGAGGUUUUGGUUGCGGUGGUGGAUGCUACGGUUGCGGAAAGAAAUAGAACCUUUACGAAAUUUUUCAGCAAUCAAAAAUGUUAUAUGAUACAAUUUAUCAGGAAUAUUUUGUGCUUUGUUCAAUUAUACUUAAUCAUUUUAUCG